Hyaena hyaena (striped hyena) is the source of this 2377-nucleotide messenger RNA. It is a transcript of the gene FHL1, whose product is annotated as four and a half LIM domains 1. Gene Ontology annotation, molecular function: transmembrane transporter binding. Bases 174 to 1016 code for a protein of 280 amino acids. The record is from RefSeq and is a predicted model, not a curated record. Gene Ontology annotation, biological process: muscle organ development. NCBI's taxonomy places the organism in Eukaryota, Metazoa, Chordata, Mammalia, Carnivora, Hyaenidae. The transcript is spliced from 7 exons.
CCCUUGCUGGGAACAGCUGUGCCAUGCUGCAUUCUCACCACGGUUACGUGCCAGGGUGCGGUACCUUCUAGAAACAGCACAUUGGAAGUCGCCCACUGUGUCCAGCCCUUGCUGAAUACCUCCCAGUCUCCACGCAUCCAGUGUGAGGUCCCUCUAGCUACAAGGUGGGCACCAUGACUGAGAAGUUCGACUGCCACUACUGCAGGGACAACCUGCAGGGGAAGAAGUACGUGCAGAAGGACGGCCACCACUGCUGCCUCAAGUGCUUCGACAAGUUCUGCGCCAACACCUGCGUGGAUUGCCGGAAGCCCAUCGGCGCCGACUCCAAGGAGGUGCACUAUAAGAACCGCUACUGGCAUGACACCUGCUUCCGCUGUGCCAAGUGCCUUCACCCCUUGGCCAACGAGACCUUUGUGGCCAAGGACAACAAGAUCUUCUGCAACAAGUGCACCACUCGGGAGGACAACCCCAAGUGCAAGGGGUGCUUCAAGCCAAUCGUGGCAGGAGAUCAGAAUGUGGAGUACAAGAAGACUGUGUGGCACAAAGACUGCUUCACCUGCAGCAACUGCAAGCAAGUCAUCGGGACUGGAAGCUUCUUCCCCAAAGGGGAGGACUUCUACUGCGUGACCUGCCACGAGACCAAAUUUGCCAAGCACUGCGUGAAGUGCAACAAGGCCAUCACCUCUGGAGGAAUCACUUACCAGGAUCAGCCCUGGCAUGCCGAGUGCUUUGUGUGUGUUACCUGCUCUAAGAAGCUGGCUGGGCAGCGUUUCACCGCUGUGGAGGACCAGUAUUACUGCGUGGAUUGCUACAAGAACUUUGUGGCCAAGAAGUGUGCUGGAUGCAAGAACCCCAUCACUGGGUUUGGUAAAGGCUCCAGUGUGGUGGCCUAUGAAGGACAAUCCUGGCACGACUACUGCUUCCACUGCAAAAAAUGCUCCAUGAAUCUGGCCAACAAGCGCUUUGUUUUCCACGAGGAGCAAGUGUAUUGCCCCGACUGUGCCAAAAAGCUGUAAAGCGACAGGGGCUCCUGUCCCGUAAAUGGAACCGAGUCUUGUUCUUGUGUCCUCGCCCUCUGCCCUGCACCACCCAUAGGGCCAGGGUGGCCUCUCACCUCUCAAGUUGCUUCUUCUGUCUUUGCUCCCAUUUUACAGUAUCGCUCAGAUAAGGGCACACAGAGAUCAUUCUAGGAUGUAGCAGCGCAGUCCCCGUCUCCGCGGCUGCGGUGACAACACGAACACGUAGAUAGGUUGACUCUCCUGCAUGUGUAUCAUAGAGCGAAAACGUGCUAACCAUUUAGCUGCUUAGUGACUUAAGCAAGAAGCAUGACACACAAGCCCCCCCGCCCCCCUGAGCCGCGUCUCGCGGCUCAGCCGGGACCCACCGUGUCCUCCGGACACGCGAGAGUUGCAGCGGCUGCUCCAACUCGGCUGCUCACCUGUUCCGUGAGCAGGAAGCGAACUGAACAAAAUGCAUGGUUGAACUUCCUCCUCGAGCUCUUCCUCCCGUUCUUUUGUGCUCUCAAACGACUAACACGAAAUUGCCAGAAAGUUAACAUUUGAACUUUGCUGUAAUUCUAAACUGGCCUUUCUCCCCCACCGCCCCCCGUACUAACCUUCGGUUUCCCCGUGUGGCGUGUUUUCUGAACGUUCCUGCUUUCGAGCGUGGACCGUGCAGGUGAUUUGGGAAAGUGUAGGCAGACCGGAGAAAACGAGCCUGUUUCACAGGAACAUCGUCACGGUGAACACUUCUGGAAGCUUAACGAAACUAACCCAGCUGUCCCUUUUUGUUUUUCUUUUUUAAUACUCUUCUGUUUUAAUUGAUAGUAACAUAGUUUAUGGGUUUGGAGACGUGCAUGUCGGUAUUUCAGCCCCUCAGACGUUCCUGCAGGUUUGCAAUUUGUCCCACCGAGGUAGCCAUCACACUCUAGAGCAGGCGCCAGGCGGUCUGCGGCAUGGAUAGGACAUUUCCCAGCAGCGACCCGAGCGGGGUCCCUUGUAACGUAGCCGUCGUCUGCUCCUUGUCUGUGCGGCAAAGAGGCACGCCAAGUCCCUUCUCUCGUGAUUCUUAGGACUCUCCCUCGAGAGCUCAGCUGGACCUCGGGGGGAGUGGCUGCCACCCUCACAGACACAGCCGGACCUCCACGCACGCAGUGCUUACCUGAGACGCAGGCUCACCUAACUUACUGCAUUCUUCUCGACAUUGUUAUAUUACAUAGUAUGAGACAGUAUCAGAAGUAAACACGUAAUGACAGUGCAUAUUAACAUUCUUGUAGGAGUGGUUAGACAAGCCGACGCCUCAUUUCUACAUUUUGUCAUUAGCUAUUAUCUUCAAGUUCCAGUGUAUCCUUACAGAAAUAAAGCAGCAAUAUAAAUAA